Ipomoea triloba (trilobed morning glory) is the source of this 1911-nucleotide messenger RNA. RefSeq lists its product as uncharacterized. NCBI's taxonomy places the organism in Eukaryota, Viridiplantae, Streptophyta, Magnoliopsida, Solanales, Convolvulaceae. Bases 37 to 1278 code for a protein of 413 amino acids. The transcript is spliced from 2 exons. The record is from RefSeq and is a predicted model, not a curated record.
CUUGGAGAGCCGAAACCCACUACCAUGACACUUUAAAUGGCGGAUCGCUCAAUAAAGCGCCCAGUGGGAGUAUUAGAAGACAUCCUAGUAAUGAUCGAUCAAUACUACAUCCCGGGAGAUUUUGUGAUUCUUGACAUUGAGGAAGAUGCCAAGGUACCCAUAAUCCUUGGUAGACCAUUUCUAGCCACAGCUGGGGCGAUCAUUGAUGUAAAAAGGGGGAAGCUUGUUAUGGAAGUGGCCGAUCACAAGAUUGAAUUUGAUAUAUUCAAAAUGGCCAAACACCAACCAACUUACAUUGAUGAAUGCAAUAUGGUGGAAAUUUGUGAGGUAAACCCUAGUGAAAUCUUGAAGAUUGACAAGGAGUAUUCGAUUGUUGAAGAACUUCUUGAGAAAUUUGGAAUCUGCACCCAAAAGGAGAUGGACACAUGCGAGCAAGGGAUUUUUGAUCAAGGUGAGGCUGGAGAAAGAAUUUUUGCUGCUCUUGACCCGCUAGGAGAGGAACAUGCACCAAAGGUAGAACUAAAACCUUUACCUCCUAGUCUAAGGUAUGUUUUUCUGGGCUCUAACUCCACUUAUCCUGUAAUUGUUAAUUCUUCUUUGCAUAGUGAUGAAAUUGAUAAGCUGCUUAAUGUGCUUAGAAAACAUAGGAGGGUAAUUGGUUAUAUUAUUGGUGAUUUAAUUGGCAUUGAUCCUAAGUACUGCAUGCAUAGAAUUUAUUUAGAAGAGAAUGCCAAACCUACUGUUGAACCCCUUAGGAGAUUAAAUCCCAAUUUGAAGGAUGUAGUUAAGAAGGAAAUUUUGAAAUUGCUUGAGGCCGACAUUAUAUACCCUAUUUCGGACAGCAAGUGGGUGAGUCCCAUACAUGUUGUUCCGAAAAAGGGCGGUAUAACGGUCAUUGAAAAUGACAAUAAUGAGUUGAUUCCUACUAGACUUGUUACUGGUCAUAGAAUGUUCAUUGAUUACAGAAAAUUGAAUAAGUCUACUAGGAAAGAUCAUUACCCCCUUCCAUUUAUUGAUCAAUUGCUUGAGAGAAUGUCCAAGAAUGAAUACUUCUGUUUUCUAGAUGGUUUUUCAGGAUAUUUUCAGAUUUCUAUUCACCCAGAUGAUCAAGAAAUGACAACAUUCACAUGUCAAUAUGGCACCUUUGCUUUCAAAAAGAUGUCAUUUGGUUUGUGUAAUGCACCAGCUACUUUUCAAAGGUGCAUGAUGGCAAUCUUUUCUAAAAUGGUGGAAGAAAUCAUGGAAGUAUUCAUGGACGAUUUCUCAGUUUAUGAUUGAAGGAAGCUCUAUGUCAUGCUCCAAUCAUUCAACCUCCUGAUUGGAAUCUACCGUUCGAAUUGAUGUGUGAUGCGAGUGACUAUGCAGUUGGGGCGGUGCUAUGCCAAAAUAAGGACAGGUGUUACUAUGUGAUCCAUUACGCAAGCCACACACUUGAUGAUGCUCAAGUCAACUAUGCAACAACUGAGAAGGAGCUUCUUGCGGUGGUGUUUGCUAUGGAGAAAUUUCGGUCCUAUUUGCUUGGGAGCAAGGUGAUAGUUCACACCGACCAUGCUGCUUUGAAGUAUUUAUUCCAAAAGAAAGAUGCAAAGCCGAGGCUGAUCCGAUGGGUGCUCCUACUUCAAGAAUUUGAUCUGGAGAUUAGAGACAAGAAGGGAUCCGAGAAUGUUGUGGCCGAUCACCUGUCCAGACUUGAAGGCCAAAAGGAUGAUGAAUUGCCCAUAGAUGAUUCCUUCAAGGGAGAAACAUUGUACAUCUUGACUAGAUUAGGAAAACGGUAUGUGCCAUGGUUCGCAGACAUUGUGAAUUACCUGGUAAGUGGCUACAUCCCUAAGGAUUUUAAUUUCAACAAAAGGAAAAGGUUUUUGCAUGAUGUGAAAGAUUACUUUUGGGAUGAGCCACUGUUGUUCAAAA